AGUAUUUGGUGCUGCUAUACUGCUGACAUCCUCCCUCAACAUGCUAAUACCAUCUGCAGCCAGGGUGCACUAUGGAUGUGUCAUCUUCGUUAGGAUCCUGCAGGGCCUUGUAGAGGGGGUCACCUACCCUGCCUGCCAUGGUAUUUGGAGCAAGUGGGCCCCCCCAUUAGAAAGAAGUAGGUUAGCAACCACUUCCUUUUGUGGUUCCUAUGCAGGAGCUGUCAUUGCAAUGCCUUUAGCUGGGAUUCUAGUGCAAUAUACUGGGUGGUCUUCUGUGUUCUAUGUGUAUGGGAGCUUUGGUAUAGUCUGGUACAUGUUUUGGCUUUUGGUUUCCUAUGAGAGUCCUGCAAAGCAUCCAACGAUCACAGAUGAAGAAAGGAGAUACAUAGAAGAAAGCAUUGGAGAGAGUGCCAACCUCCUAGGUGCAAUGGAAAAAUACAAAACUCCAUGGAGAAAAUUUUUUACAUCUAUGCCAGUCUAUGCAAUAAUAGUUGCAAACUUUUGUAGAAGCUGGACUUUUUACUUGCUGCUCAUCAGUCAGCCUGCUUACUUUGAGGAAGUGUUUGGGUUUGAAAUAAGCAAGGUGGGUAUCUUGUCUGCUGUGCCACAUUUAGUGAUGACAAUUAUUGUUCCAAUUGGGGGACAGAUCGCAGACUUCCUAAGAACCAGGCAGAUCCUUUCAACCACUAAUGUGAGAAAGAUAAUGAACUGUGGAGGUUUUGGCAUGGAAGCAACUCUUCUUCUGGUGGUGGGAUAUUCACACAGCAAAGGAGUGGCUAUUUCAUUCUUAGUGCUUGCUGUAGGCUUUAGUGGAUUUGCCAUAUCUGGAUUCAAUGUCAACCACUUAGACAUUGCCCCGAGGUAUGCCAGCAUCUUAAUGGGGAUUUCUAAUGGAGUCGGGACCUUGUCUGGAAUGGUUUGCCCUAUAAUUGUUGGAGCAAUGACAAAGAACAAGACACGUGAAGAAUGGCAGUAUGUCUUCCUCAUCGCUGCUUUAGUUCAUUACGGAGGUGUAAUCUUCUAUGGCAUAUUUGCUUCAGGAGAGAAACAACCCUGGGCAGACCCUGAGCAGACAAGUGAAGAGAAAUGUGGCUUUAUUCAUGAAGAUGAACUUGCUGAAGAAACAGGGGACAUUACUCAGAAUUAUGUAAAUUAUGGUACCACCAAGUCUUACGGUGCUACAACCCAGGUCAAUGGUGGCUGGCCUAAUGGUUGGGAGAAAAAAGAGGAAUUUGUACAAGAGGAAGUACAAGACUCAUACAACUACAAGGCAGGAGGUUAUUCAUAACAAACCUAAAUAUUUGGUAUAUUUUGUAGUGUUUGUGAUUCAAUUCAUUGUGAUUGUUUGCACACGGAAAUAAAAUGUGGUAUAAACAUGUAAACACAUAUCAAACAGGAAGGUCUUACUGUAAAAAAAAAAUACAUCAAAGUGCAAUCUGUAUGAGUUGUGACAUGUUAUCACUUUCAUUAGGUUAUAUUUGUUCUAUAAACAUUAGAGUUUUAAGGGUUUACUGGUCAAAACUAUAGAGGCAAUUAGAUACUUACAGUAUACAAGAGCUAAAACUCAUAACUAAAGAUUAAAGCACAACUAAGCAACCAAGUUGGCACAUCUAAUGCUCUUUUUAGAAAGCCAAAACUACUUGAUCAUUAAAAAUGCACUUAUAUAUUUGUUACACUGUAUUGAAAGAGAUUGUGUUAAGGCACACGUUUACUCAGUGCAAUGUAGGAUUGUGUGUUUAGUCUAAGACAAGAACUUUCUUAGAGAAGAAAGGUUGAGUCCUAGGCAUUUACCAGGAUUGAUCCAGUUCCCUUGAUGGUAAUUGUAUCAAGCCAAAAGAACAAAUAGGGCAUAUUGUAUGUUUAUGGUGAUUACAUGCUGCAGGCUACUCUGUGAUGAAGAAAGGAAUUAUUUAGGAGUUUUAUACUGAAUGUUUGGGCACAAAUUCUUAUUUCUAUUCUUUACAGAACCUCAUGAAAUUGUAGGCAUUGUCAUGUUCUUCCCUGCAUUUAUCAACUAACAUUAAACCAAUAUAUACCAAUAUUAAGUCUGACUUUUCAGGCAGAGUGUCAAAUCCCUUUGUCAAAAAAAAAGAAGAGCUUUAUUACUCUAUUCUUUGCAGUAUAUUCCAAAU
Messenger RNA from Acanthisitta chloris (rifleman), 2132 nucleotides. It is a transcript of the gene SLC17A6, whose product is annotated as solute carrier family 17 (vesicular glutamate transporter), member 6. The annotation marks the transcript as partial. The record is from RefSeq and is a predicted model, not a curated record. Gene Ontology annotation, cellular component: excitatory synapse; synaptic vesicle membrane. Lineage: Eukaryota; Metazoa; Chordata; Aves; Passeriformes; Acanthisittidae. The transcript has 9 exons. Gene Ontology annotation, biological process: regulation of synapse structure or activity; monoatomic anion transport; transmembrane transport. Gene Ontology annotation, molecular function: L-glutamate transmembrane transporter activity; neurotransmitter transmembrane transporter activity.